Molecule: messenger RNA, 2062 nt
Organism: Lepisosteus oculatus (spotted gar)
Lineage: Eukaryota; Metazoa; Chordata; Actinopteri; Semionotiformes; Lepisosteidae
Gene: crtap
Product: cartilage associated protein
Biological process (GO): collagen fibril organization; peptidyl-proline hydroxylation to 3-hydroxy-L-proline
Cellular component (GO): endoplasmic reticulum
Molecular function (GO): protein binding; collagen binding
Source: RefSeq, a predicted model, not a curated record
UGCUCCGUGCAUCUUUGCAGCCGUCUUUCAAUGUCUUGGCGUAUCUACCAGCUGCCUAAAACUCACAGGCUGAGCUGUAGUCCACAAGACAAGGUGUGGACGAUUUUAAAGUCACUAAUCAUUUUCCCAAAAGGAAGGUGGUGGUGUUGUUCUUCAGCCUCCGAGUUGCUCCCGUUCCCUUUGAAUUAGUAACGCCCGAAGAAACCCCACGUACCCCGUUUUCUCACAACCAAACUUCGUGAACUUUCUCUUGCUGUUGGACUCCUAUUGGAAAACGAUCUUUAUCCCCGCGUCCCACCCCAUAGCACAGAGGGGAUGCCAGUCACGGUUUCGCCCAGCCCUCCAUCUUGCGUGACCCGACCAUAGCAGCCAAAGUGGGCUGUGAUUUGAAUGCGCAGUGGGGGUUGCGGAGGCAGGCUAAGUUAUCCCUGAAACCUCCUCGACACAGUAGCUGAAAUGGCAGCUCGCUCCCUGUUCACUUUUGCCUUUCUUCUGUUUAGCCUUUCCCGGGCUGUUGAGGCGCAAUACGAGAAAUACAGUUUCCGAAGUUUCCCAAGGCACGAACUGAUGCCCCUGGACUCGGCGUACAAGUACGCGCUGGAUCAGUACACGGGGGAGAACUGGAAAGAAAGCGUGGAGUACCUGGAAGUCAGCCUGCGGCUCUACCGACUGCUGAAAGACAGCGAAGCUUUCUGCAACCUGAACUGCAGCACCGUCCGGCUUGAUAAUGAGGAGAAGUUUGGGGAUUUUCCCGAGCUGCGCGUCUUCGGAAACAUUAUGAAACGGGCGCAGUGCCUGAAGAGAUGCAAGCAGGGGCUGCCGGCUUUCAGACAGACCAUGCCCAGCCGAGACACCGUGGAUGAGUUUGAGAACCGAGAACCGUACAAAUACCUCCAGUACGCCUGCUUCAAAUCCGAUAACCUGGCCAAGGCAGUGUCGGCAGCCCACACCUUCCUGCUGAAGCACCCGGAUGACGAGAUGAUGAAGAGGAACAUGGCCUACUACAAGAGCCUCCCGGGAGCAGAGGAGCACCUCCGCGACCUGGAGACCAAGUCGUACGAGGCGCUGUUCAUCAGAUCAGUGCGAGCCUACAAUGGCGAUAACUUCCGGACCUCGGUGUCGGACAUGGAACUGGCUUUGACCAACUUCUUCAAAACCUACGACGAGUGUCUGGCGGCCUGCGAGGGAUCGAGGGAGAUCAGGGACUUCAAGGAUUUCUAUCCCUCUAUAGCAGACCAUUACACAGAGGUCCUGGAGUGCAAAGUGAAGUGUGAGAGUCAGCUCACUCCAGUGGUUGGCGGCUUUGUUGUAGAGAAGUUUGUGGCGACGAUGUAUCAUUACCUACAGUUUGCCUAUUACAAACUAAAUGAUGUGAAGAAUGCCGUGCCUUGUGUGGCGAGCUACAUGCUGUUUGAUCCCAACGAUGAAGUGAUGAAGAGCAACGUGGUUUACUAUCGGUAUCACAAAGACAAAUGGGACCUCACAGAGGAGGAUUUCCAGCCCAGAGCUGAGGCGGUUCGAUAUUUCAAUCAGACCACCAUGCAGCUAAACCUGCUUGAAUUUUCCAAACAGCAUUUACAGCCCGAUGAUGAGGAACCCCCCAACUACACGCAUUCACACGACACUGCAGUAGUCUGGCUUCCUGCAGAGUCUCACAGCCAUUUUCCAACCACGAUGCACAUGUAUGCAUGAUAAAGGACUGAGAUGGAGGUGUUGGAGUUUCUCGAUGAGCUUCUGGAGGCAGACGAGAGUAGCUAAUCUUGGCGUCUGAACCCGACUUUUAAGCAAAAUAACAAGAAAAGGCGAACAAACACUUCGAGCAUGUAGCAGAGGAAUAUGUCUCCCUUUUUAUUGUAUUUAUUUGGAGACGGGUUUCUGACUUCAUUUUACAUGCAUUGGUUUCAUAUUUUUAUCCUGUCUUUUUUGUCUUUUGUUCGGAAGCCAGGAUUACCUCUCUGACUCAUGUAUACUUUGUUUUAGUUUUAUUUUUGUAAAAAAAACCAAAACAAAAUCGUUGUUGUCCAGCGUGUGGUGCCAUGUGGUAAAAUAUUAACAAACUCUU